CAAACACUUUGGUUUAUGUCUUAUAGGCCAGAACUUAGUCACGUGGCCUUAUACAACUUUAAGGGAGACGUGGAAAUAUAGUUCUGUUUGUGUUUGAUUUUUUUUUCCUUUUUAAAGAAUUUGAGGAAUAAUUUGCAUAAAGUGCAAUGCACAGAUCUUAUACAGUUUGAUAAGUUUUGACAGGCAUACACCCAUGUAACCCACAUCCCUAUCAAGAUAUGGAGCAUUCCAUCACCCCCAGAAAUUUCCUCCUGCUGAGGGGGCUUUUUAAAAAAAAGAAAAGAAAAAACCCAAAAGAGAAAUAAUGAAGGUUUAAUUAGGGUGGUAGCUGUGGGAAUGGAAAGAAAGAGCUGGAGAGGCUGUGGAGGGAAAAUCCAAAGCAGACUGGUUGGAUGUGAGAGGAGAAUCAAAGAGAGUGCUGAUAGCAGAACCAGGAACAGAAACAGGAGGUUGGGAGUGAAGUCUAGAUUGUUGCAGGUGGGAUGGAAGGAGAAAGAGGAAUGAGUACGGUAUUGUGUGUGUUGAUUUGCGGUGCUGGUCAAACAUCCAGGUGGAGAUCCCCAGUACACAGUGGCGCCUAGAGCUUAGGAGGGCAGUCAGAGCUCAAUGGCAUCAUGGACCAGAGAGAUGCUUAAGAGGACAAGACCUAAGAAGUGAUCCAAAAUAUGGUGACUGUGAGCUCACUGGACCUUUGAGGGAGCAGAAUCCAGAUACCCAAGGCCUGAGUGGGCAGUGAGGGCUUAAAUCUUGCACAAGGGGAUUGGUAGGGUCACCCGAAAUAACUUAAAAAGUCUUUUAAAAACUGAAGUCCUGGGACUUCCCUGGUGGCGCAGUGGUUAAGAAUCCACCUGUCAGGGCGCUUCCCUGUUGGCGCAGUGGUUGAGAGUCCGCCGAUGCAGGGGACGCGGGUUCGUGCCCCGGUCCGGGAGGAUCCCACAUGCCGCGGAGCGGCUGGGCCCGUGGGCCGUGGCCGCUGGGCCUGCGCGUCCGGAGCCUGUGUUCCGCAACGGGAAAGGCCACAGCGGUGAGAGGCCCGCGUACCGCAAAAAAAAAAAAAAAAAAAAAAAAACACCUGUCAAUGCAGGGGACACGGGUUUGAGCCCUGGUCCGAGAAGAUCCCGCAUGCUGCGGAGCAACUAAGCCCAUGCGCUACAACUACUGAGCCUGUGCUCUACAGCCUGCAAGCCACAACUACUGAGCCCGUGUGCCACAACUACUGAAGCCUACAAGAGAAGCCACCUCAACGAAGAGCAGCCCCUGCUGGCUGCAACUAGAGAAAGUCCGCGCGCAGCAACGAAGACCCAAUGCAGCCAAAAUAAAUAAAAAGAAUUUCUAAAAACAAACAAAAAACCCGAAGUCCUUGCACAAACAUAAAAUGGGUGUAUGUAGCUGGUCUUUUGACAAUUUUGUUGAUGAAAGGAGAAAGGAAAUGGUAAUGUCAGAGGAAAAGAUCAGGGAUUCAUCCCACCCUUACAGUGAAAUAACCUGUGCUCUUUUCAGUUAACUUAAGGACAGGGUGAUGGGACAACACCCUCCCUCCUUUUGGGUAUAUGACCUCCAGAAAAUCAAGCUGAAGGGCUGGAUAUGGGAGAGGGAUACGACCUUCGGCAGCUGCUGGGUUGCGGUGGGCCAGCCAGACACUGCCAGGAUAGGUGUGAGGACACACAUAUCUUUAAGAGGAAAGACCAGAGCGCAAACUGGCUGGACUCAGGUAGUCCUGGGUUUGAAUCCUGUCUCUGUCACCACCUAGCUAGAUGACCUUGAGCAACUUACUUAACCUGAACACCCAGUUCGUCAUCUGUAAAAUGGAAACAACCAUGCCUACCUUUCAAGGUGGUUUUGAGGAUUACAGACAAGUGUCUGGAACACAAUACGUAGUCGUAAAUGGGUGCCAUUAUGUGGCCCAGCCCCUCGCGAUGGGACCGAACGGCUAACGGACAGGUCAGAAUCUCAGGGCAGGGAGCGCUCCCGCGGCCUCCUCCCUCCAGGAGGUGGGGACAAGGUGGAGGAAGGGCUGCGGGAGGAGGAGCUGGCGCGCGUCGCGACCCGCCCCGUCCCGUCCAGUCUGGCCUGGGCGCUGAAGGAACUUUCGGUCCUAGCCGCUGCCACCCAACAGCCGGUCCUGGGUGUCCCGUGACCUGCGCCCAUCCAGUCAUGACCCUGCGCCCCUCACUUCUCCCGCUCCGUGUGCUGCUGCUGCUGCCGCUGCUGCUCAGUGGGGCGGUGUGCCGGGCUGACGCUGGGUUCGAAACCGAAAGUCCCGUCCGGACCCUCCAAGUAGAGACCCUGGUGGAGCCCCCGGAACCGUGUGCUGAGCCUGCUGCCUUUGGAGACACGCUUCACAUACACUACUCGGGCAGCUUGGUAGAUGGACGCAUCUUUGACACUUCUCUGACCAGAGAUCCUCUGGUUAUAGAACUUGGCCAAAAGCAGGUGAUACCAGGUCUGGAGCAGAGCCUUCUAGACAUGUGUGUGGGAGAGAAGCGAAGGGUAAUCGUUCCUUCUCACUUGGCCUAUGGAAAACGGGGAUUUCCGCCAUCUAUCCCAGCGGAUGCAGAGCUGCAUUUUGACGUGGAGCUCAUUGCACUGAUCCGAGCCAACUACUGGCAAAAGCUGGUGAAGGGCAUUUUGCCUCUGGUAGGCAUGGCCAUGGUGCCAACCCUCCUGGGCCUCAUUGGGUAUCACCUAUACAAAAAGGCCAGCAGACCUAAAGUCUCCAAAAAGAAGCUCAAGGAAGAGAAAAGAAACAAGAGCAAAAAGAAAUAAAAAAUAAUUUUUAAAAA
Messenger RNA from Lagenorhynchus albirostris (white-beaked dolphin), 2783 nucleotides. RefSeq names its product FKBP prolyl isomerase 11 (gene FKBP11). Gene Ontology annotation, molecular function: peptidyl-prolyl cis-trans isomerase activity. Bases 1885 to 2766 code for a protein of 293 amino acids. The transcript has 6 exons. Lineage: Eukaryota; Metazoa; Chordata; Mammalia; Artiodactyla; Delphinidae. Gene Ontology annotation, biological process: protein peptidyl-prolyl isomerization. The record is from RefSeq and is a predicted model, not a curated record.